CGCGUAAUGACGUAAAAAGAGCUUUGGAGCACAUGAGCAUCAUGCCAGCCAAUGGAAUGUGGUGCAUAAUAUGGGUUUGGAGACCCUUAUCUCAGUCUUUAUCAUACGAAGACGCAGGAAAAGGGAAGCCAUGCAGCCUAUGAAUAUGUAUAUGGUUCCCAAUCCAGGAAUACCAGGAUGUCCACCAGGAUUAGAGUACUUGACACAGGUAGAUCAACUUCUUAUCAAACAGAAAGUUGAGCUUAUUGAAGUUUUGGCAGGCUUCGAGAGCAACAAUAAAUUUGAGAUCCGUAACUCCAUGGGUCAGAACGUGUUUUACGCGGUGGAGGAGAACGACUGUCUCACCCGUCAGUGCUGCGGCCCGCAGCGAUCCUUCACCAUCCGUGUCCUGGAUAACUUCGGACAGGAGAUCAUCACAGUCAGCCGUCCUCUCAAAUGCACGUCCUGCUUCUUCCCAUGUUGUCUGCAAGAGCUGGAGAUCCAGGCUCCUCCUGGAAACACAGUGGGAUAUGUUCUACAGCAGUGGCACCCAUUCCUCCCCAAGUUCACCAUAGAGAACGAGCAGCGAGAGCCGGUUCUGAAGCUCCAGGGGCCGUUCUGUGCCUGGAGCUGCUGGCCAGAUGUGGACUUUGAGAUCCUGACCCUGGAUGAUGUCAGCAUUGGAAAGAUCAGCAAACAGUGGGCAGGACUUCUCCGGGAGGUAUUCACAGAUUCAGACAACUUUGGGAUCCAGUUCCCCAUGGAUCUUGAUGUGAGAAUGAAGGCAGUGAUGAUCGGAGCCUGCUUUCUCAUUGACUUCAUGUUUUUUGAGACAACUAACUAGUUGCAACGCAGACGGUGUUGUAACUGGAAACGAGUGAGAAGAGAUGAUGUUAACCCUUGCACAUCAUACAUCUGUAAAAUCCAAUGGAAUGCAUGUGGAUAUGAAGCCAGCAGUGUAGAAGAACUGUGAUUUUAGAGACUGUGAAGAAGCUUCCGGUGUGUGUUCAACUGGUUAUGCUGAUUAAAGCACAAUGUGUUUUUG
Carassius auratus (goldfish) is the source of this 1024-nucleotide messenger RNA. RefSeq names its product phospholipid scramblase 2-like. The record is from RefSeq and is a predicted model, not a curated record. Lineage: Eukaryota; Metazoa; Chordata; Actinopteri; Cypriniformes; Cyprinidae. Gene Ontology annotation, molecular function: phospholipid scramblase activity. The coding region runs from base 71 to 823 and encodes 250 amino acids. Gene Ontology annotation, cellular component: plasma membrane. Gene Ontology annotation, biological process: plasma membrane phospholipid scrambling. The transcript is spliced from 7 exons.